CGACCAUCCAUCCUUCAACUUCCCCCACUCACCCCCGGAAUGGCCUGCGGUUCGAGCCGCCUUCCCUGGCCUCCUCUUCGUCCGUCGCUGCCACCAUGACCAACCGUGACCCUGAGUUUCGGCAUCAGCUGGGCAAGUUCCGACUCGAUCCACUGCCCAUCUCCUCCGUGUCCUCUCAUCCCCAGCUUCCUCAUCCUCACUCCAUUCCCUCUCCGCAGUCGUUGCCGCCGCCGCCGCCUCCUCUGCCGCCUCAGCACCAUCACCAGCAACAGCAACAGCAACAGCAGCCACUACGCCAACAGCCCCAACCGCCUCAACCGCCACACCCCCCCUUGCAAUCGUCCCCCUCGCACCUUUCUCCUGCUCGCAGCAAACGUGUAUCGACAGCAUGUGAUUUUUGCCGGAAAAGGAAAAAGAAAUGUGACUUUCGAUACCCCAAUUGCUCUGCGUGUACUCGUGCUGGCGUCCGCUGUACCAUUCCCCCACCGGGUCCUCAGGUCGCGGCUGCGUCCGUUCCUCGCGAUCAGCUAGAAAACCUACAAAACCGCGUCAGAUGGCUGGAAGAAGUCGUGCGCCGCAAGACCGGCAUCUCUGUGGCCGAUCGGCCCACGGGGACGGCCUUGGAUAGCGAAGGAGAUCCGGACUGGUGGUACCAGGUACCGGCCAUGAUGAUGACCAGGGGAAGUCCGGCGCACUCAACACCUACAACGACGGCAACCGCGCCGUCCAGCAGCCCGGCUCCCACUUCAUCUGCUGUAGGUACAGAGUUACCGAAUGUGGGUGAGAUCUUUCGUGACCAUUUGGAGCAUCGAAGGCCUUCCAUCGCGCGCCCGGUCGCGUCCGCUCCUCGCGUCAUCCGGCUUGCCUCGCUGGAAGAGGCCGAACGAGUGACCUCACAAUACUUCGAUAGCCUGGGGUACCAGUAUCCGUUUCUGAACCGUGUCGAGUUUUUCGCCCAUCUCCGGCGGAUCUAUGCGGGUGAGGUACCCGCUCCGGAGGUUCAUCAUUCGUAUCACAUCACCAUAGCUACGGCCCUGUUGAUCGGGUCUGCCGACGAGUCACAGGCAGCCGAGUUCUAUCACGUCAGUAACGAGACCAUGUCACUGGCCUUACAGAAUGAGGACCUGGCGGCUGUUCGGGCCCUGCUGAGCGUGGCAGUAUACACAAUGUUUGCGACCACGGGUCCGAGUGUGUGGCAUAUCCUCGGGACCGCUUUGCGUCUCGCUACCAGCCUAGGACUGCACAAACCCCGUUCCGUGGGUAAUGUGGUGGAAGAGGAGAUGGCUAAGCGGGCUUUUUGGAGUCUAUACAAUCUUGAUCGACUGAUUGCCAGUACUCUUGGACGGCCACUUGGAAUAGCGGACGAAGACAUCUCUGUAAGUCUGCCGCGAGAAUUCAACGAUGACUGGACGGAGGCCCCCGGGGCUAGUGCCAUGACCAUUCCCUUGCAAGUGGUGCGUCUGCGCCGAAUCUUUUCACGCAUCUACCGUUACUUAUUUAACAAUCAAUCGCCACCCCCUCCCACCGAGGUCGCCAUUACCCUCAGUCAUUUCCGCCAGGAAUUGGAUGACUGGCGACGUGCAGCACCAGUGUACCCGCCAGCGCUUCUGUACUCCACUAGCUACUACGAUUAUCUGUACGCAACGACACUGCUCCUCAUGUACCGCCCCAGUCCGCGUAAUCCGACGCCCGACGCAACGAGCAUAGUGAGCUGCGGGGAUGCUAGCAUUCAAGUCAUUCGGUCGUACUGGGACAGCUAUUCUGUGGGUAAGCUCAAGUGGAUCUGGUUGACUCUCAGUCAAGUCUACUUUGCUGGCAUUACGAUCCUGUGGUGUCUCAAUCAAAAUCUCCAUUCUGUACGCGAGGGUCGUGUGGCUGCGUGGAAGCCGGAGGACCAGACAAUGCGACGCGCCAUCCAGGCGGUUGUUGUUUUGUUGGAGGAGUUUGGCAAGCGACGCCCAGGCGUGGAACGACUUGCGGAGACCUUUCGCAACCAAAGCACGAUGAUCUUCAGCCACUUGGCGUACCAACAGGAGCAGCAGCAGCAACAACAGCAACAGCAACAGCAGAUUCAACAACAGCAGCCUCUAGCACCACCCCCAUUACCACAACACCAGACGAUUUUGGAACAGCCACCGCCCCCGCAGCCGCAGCAUGUCUUGGUCGCACCACCGGUGCCACUGGCGCCGGUGCUAGAUGACGUACUGUUGGUUAAUGGAUCGGGGACGGUGCCAAUGUUUGAUCCACAACUGGCUGAGCAAUUAUUUUAUUCCUAUGACUGCUCCUAUCAACUUGAGAUCCUCCCUGAUACCUUCAUUCUCAUCUCAUCCGCUGGCACUAUCGAAUCCAUCCACCCAUCCACCUCGGCAGCCUCCAUCCCAAGUCUUCUCGCAGAGCACGGAUACUCUGGAUCUACCUGCACUGUAACGACUCUCCAACCCUCCGAGUUCUUCGUUCCAGGCUUCAUCGACACCCACACUCACGCUCCCCAAUGGGCGCAACGCGGCACCGGGCGGGGAAUCGACCUGCUUACCUGGUUAGAGACCAUCACCUUCCGCCACGAAGCUAAACUUUCCGAUCCGGAAUACGCGAAGUCGCUCUAUACCUCCUGCGUCCGCGGUGGCCUCAAACAAGGAAUCACCACCGCCUGCUACUACGGAUCUCGUCAUGCAUCUGCUUCGGUGAUCCUCGCGGAGACCUGCCUCAGCCUAGGUCAGCGCGCUCUUAUCGGGAAAUGCAACAUGAAUCGCCAUGCACCGGAGUGGUACCGUGAUUCAUCGGUGGAGGAGUCUCUACGCGAUACGGAGGACUUCAUCGCCGAGGUAAGGGAGCUUGACCCGGCGCACGGACUAGUGACGCCGGUGAUCACGCCACGGUUCGCGAUCAGCUGUGAGGAGGAGCUACUGGCUGGGCUCGGAGAGGUCGCGUCCCGGAACAGUGACUUGCCAAUUCAAACACAUUUCAAUGAGUCGCGUGGAGAAGUGGAUUUUACAAGGUCAUUGUUCCCAGAAGAUAAGAGUGAAACAGAACUAUAUGAGCGACUUGGGUUGCUGAACGAUCGUAGCAUCCUUGCUCACUCUAUAUAUCUUUCUGAUGCGGAGAUCGAACGCAUGGCUGAGUUGAAGUGUGGGAUCGCUCAUUGUCCCCUCCCCAAUGUCACAAUGGAUGAGUUUAUGGUUGCGCCAGUGCGGGAGUACUUGAGACGUGAUAUCAAGGUUGGGUUAGGGACCGACUGUGGUGGAGGGUAUUCGAGUUCUAUGCUCGACGUGAUGAAGGCUGCGUUUGUGGUGUCCACGGCGCGCUGUACGAUGACGCAGGGGCGGGAUAAGCCGCUGAGUGUCACCGAGGGGUUCUAUUUGGCCACGCUGGGAGGUGCGAGAGUGUGUGGGUUGCAGGAGAAGGUUGGGAAUUUUCUGGUCGGCAAGGAGUUUGAUGCACUGCUUGUCCGGGCAGAUGGGGAGGGAGUGAUGGCACCGGUGGAGGAAGAGGACGGGAUACAGGAGGUGUUUGAGAAGUUCCUGAUGACGGGGGAUGACCGUAAUAUUGGGCGGGUGUUUGUCAAGGGACGCGAGGUGCAUAGGAUUCAGUAG
Messenger RNA from Aspergillus sclerotioniger CBS 115572, 3590 nucleotides. Its product is annotated as guanine deaminase. Gene Ontology annotation, biological process: regulation of DNA-templated transcription; guanine metabolic process; DNA-templated transcription. The coding region runs from base 96 to 3590 and encodes 1164 amino acids. Gene Ontology annotation, molecular function: guanine deaminase activity; zinc ion binding; DNA-binding transcription factor activity, RNA polymerase II-specific. The transcript is spliced from 3 exons. The record is from RefSeq and is a predicted model, not a curated record. Gene Ontology annotation, cellular component: cytosol. Lineage: Eukaryota; Fungi; Ascomycota; Eurotiomycetes; Eurotiales; Aspergillaceae.